GUUUAAUAACGCACGAGGAAAGGAUCUUGUUACAGAACGAAAAUCAGGAGAGUACGGACUCCGAACGUCAAGAUGAAGAAAUUUCGUCGAAGUGUGCCGAAAAUAAAUCACGCAAUAGGACCAAAUCGAAAGCUCCAGGUACGUCUCGUGCAAAGAGACAUAAACAAAUAGAGACAUAAAUAACGAAAUGACAGAUUAAAAACCACGUAUGAAAAAUAUUCAGAGAAUUCUCAGUCGGAAAUGCAGUCAGAAUGUCAAAAGAUGGAUGACGAGGUGUUAUCUCCAAGUAAAAUACACAAGAAACAUGUUUGACAAUUUGCACGAGCAACUGCAAGUACGAAGUUGUACGUCGCGUGGCUGCCAGAUUCGGAAUGAAGGAAGUUACGGAAGACAGUAGCUGGAAUCUUUAUUGGACGGAUUUGAGUAUCAGCAUAGAACGCGCCAAAGACAUGAAAAGAUUUCAAAAGAUCAAUCAUUUCCCGGGAAUGACGGAAAUAUGUCGAAAGGAUUUGCUCGCUAGAAAUCUAAAUAGAAUGCUGAAGCUGUUUCCGACGGAAUAUAAUUUUUUUCCAAAAACUUGGUGUUUUCCAGCCGACCAUGGCGAAGCUCUAGGUUACUCGAAGCUGAGACGUUCCACAACUUUCAUAAUUAAACCGGAUACCGGAUGUCAAGGACGUGGUAUUUAUUUAACGAAAAAUCUUAAGGAUAUAAGACCUUACGAGAGGAUGAUUUGCCAAGUUUACAUAGCCAAGCCGUUUCUGAUCGACGGAUAUAAAUUUGACUUGCGAGUUUACACGCUUAUUACUUCUUGCGAUCCUUUGCGAAUUUAUGUGUAUAACGACGGACUGGCAAGGUUCGCGACAAGCAGAUACAAAGAACCAACCGGUCACAAUACCUCCAAUGUUUUUAUGCAUCUAACGAAUUAUGCUGUAAACAAGCACAGCCGAAUGUACGUCGUGGACGAUGAAUCCGGGAGUAAAAGAAAAAUAUCGAAGCUAAACAAUUAUCUGAGAGCUAGAGAAGUUGACGUGGAUGAUAUGUGGUGUAAAAUCGAUGAGAUUAUAAUAAAAACAAUAUUAGCAGCAUAUCCCAUAUUAAAGCACAGUUAUCACACGUGUUUUCCAACGCACGAUUUGACAUAUGCUUGUUUUGAAUUACUGGGAUUUGAUAUUCUGCUCGAUUGGAAAUUAAAGCCUUACUUACUUGAGGUUAAUCACUCACCCAGCUUUCACACGGAUGCUCAAAUUGACAAAGAUAUCAAGGAAUCCUUGCUCAAUGACACUUUCCACAUGCUGAAUUUCCAUGAAUGCGACAAACGAAAAAUAAUCGAAGAGGACAGGAAGCGCGUUCGGGAAAGACUGUUGCAAGGUAUCGGAUCGAAGGACCAAAGCUUAAACGAUAGUUCCGUGGGUCUGACAAAAGUCGAAAAACUCGAUGACAAUUUUGAAAAACAAUUUAAGUGGGAGGCCCAGCAUAUAGGAAAUUUUCGAAGAAUUUACCCAGGACCUGGAACUGAGAGAUACGAACCGUUUUUCAAGCAAACAGGCAGUACGAUGUUUCAGGAUACAGCAGCAUCCAGAGCAAGAGAAGAGGCAUCUAAAAUACAAAGAGAAGAAUCCGAGAUAAAAUUAAAAGAGCAAAAUGCUAGGAGGGUUCUUGGAAAGUGGACCGAGCAAAAAGUUCGUCCCGAGAGUCCAGUAGGAAUGAAGAAAUGUACAAGCUCGUCAAUUGGUCCAAACAAAAGUAAAUUGAUAACAACAAAAAAGAGUCAACUCAAUAUAACGUUAAAGAAACCCACGGUACCAAGUAACAGUUUAUACUCCUUCGAACCGGAAGUAAUUAGCGACUCCGAGGAAAGAGAACGUAAAAAUGGAAUAGCUCAAAGAGACUUUUUGAUUAAAAGUUACGGGAUGUUGGAGCAGAUCUACAUAGCUUUAAAGCAGCAUGGCAAUCUCAGACCGGAGGACGAAAAGAAAUAUGGUCUUUAUGGGAAAUUGGGUUACGGCAAUGAUAUCCCCAAAAGCAUAUGCACGUUAGGACGAAAAAUGCAUUAUAACUACGAAUGCAAUCAUCACGUGGACAUUAAGCAGGAAAUAAGUGAACUUAACAAUCGCAAUUGCGAAUACUUUGCAAAGUGUAGAAAGAUGGCGGAAGGACGGGAGUCGCAUCCUGUAGAUAGAAACUUGAAGAUAACAUGCACUGAGGCAACAUUUUACACAAGACCGAAUUGUACGAUAGAAAAAUUGUGCAGCGAACACGACAGGGAUGUUCGUAUUAACAGAGGUCAAAGAGCACGCACCUCGGCGAAUUGCGCGAGAGGAGACAGAAUGACGUAGUCGAAUUUACGACCGUGAACCACGAUGAUUCCCAUGAAUGCACUUUUCCAUUUUCCUUUACAUCACCUCUUUUGUACAUAAACUCCUAACCGGAAACGUUGCGAUUCCAUGCACCAUGGUUCUUAUAAUGUAUAACAACUUUUAUUGCUGAUAUAUAUUUUUGUAUUCACAUGAUAAAAAAUAAACUAUGAACAAUUUGUUGCGUGUCGAGAGGCGAGACUCCUCUUGAUUGCUCGGUCGAGUCAAAAUUGUAAAAGUAUAAAUCAUAUAACUCGUACAGUAGACAUGUCGAAUUUUCAUUAAAUUUUUAUAAAGACGCAAAAGCCGAUAGUACACAAUAA
Molecule: messenger RNA, 2677 nt
Organism: Cephus cinctus (wheat stem sawfly)
Lineage: Eukaryota; Metazoa; Arthropoda; Insecta; Hymenoptera; Cephidae
Product: tubulin polyglutamylase TTLL13
Exons: 12
Coding region: 372-2336 (654 amino acids)
Biological process (GO): microtubule cytoskeleton organization; protein polyglutamylation
Cellular component (GO): cilium
Molecular function (GO): tubulin binding; tubulin-glutamic acid ligase activity
Source: RefSeq, a predicted model, not a curated record